This is a messenger RNA of Malus domestica (apple), 381 nucleotides long. Its product is annotated as taxane 13-alpha-hydroxylase-like. Gene Ontology annotation, molecular function: iron ion binding; heme binding; oxidoreductase activity, acting on paired donors, with incorporation or reduction of molecular oxygen. Gene Ontology annotation, biological process: sterol metabolic process. Lineage: Eukaryota; Viridiplantae; Streptophyta; Magnoliopsida; Rosales; Rosaceae. The record is from RefSeq and is a predicted model, not a curated record.
AUGGCAGCUUUCAUUGCAGUAAUUGUAAUAACUUUGUUCAUCGCUUUUUUCCUUUCAAAAUUUCUGUUUAAGGAUCAGACCAAAAACCUGCCAGGAGGGUCUUUAGGGUUUCCCUUAAUCGGAGAGACGUUCAGCUUUCUUCAAGCACAGAAACAAGAUCAAGGACCCGAAUGGCUCGAAGAGAGAACAUCAAAGCAUGGACCAAUGUUCAAAACCUCCUUGAUGGGUUCCCCCACUGUGGUGGUUGUUGGUCAAGCGGGUAACAAGUUCGUCCUUGGUGCUGAGGAUGAUGUCCUUGCCGCCAAGCAACCUGUCACCCUGGUAGCCAUUUCUGGAAAGCAAAAUAUAUUUGAACUUACAGGCUCAAGAUUUACAGUCUGA